Labrus mixtus (cuckoo wrasse) is the source of this 5286-nucleotide messenger RNA. It is a transcript of the gene mylka, whose product is annotated as myosin, light chain kinase a. The record is from RefSeq and is a predicted model, not a curated record. Lineage: Eukaryota; Metazoa; Chordata; Actinopteri; Labriformes; Labridae. The coding region runs from base 5 to 5116 and encodes 1703 amino acids. Gene Ontology annotation, molecular function: protein binding; ATP binding; protein kinase activity. The transcript has 34 exons. Gene Ontology annotation, biological process: protein phosphorylation.
CAGGAUGAGUAACGUCCGGUUGUCUGCAGCCUCCACCCCUGUCUCCAAGGUUACAGGCCUGUCACCAGGUUUCAGUUCCCGUAGCAACGAACCUCCAGCCUUCAUCCUCCCUCCCCGAAACGCCCGGGUGGCCCUGGGGGGAGACGCCCGACUGGAGGGGAAGGUGCGUGGUCAUCCUGAGCCUCAGGUCACAUGGUACAGAGAAGGGAGGGCUGUGACUGGUGGAGAGCGCUGUGUCCUGAUGCAAGGUGGGCGGGGCAUCUUCAGCCUGGUGGUAGGUGGAGUCACAGAGGAGGACCUGGGCCGUUACACCUGUCAGGCAACCAAUCAGGCAGGGAGCCGGGAGGUUACCGUGGAGAUCCUUCAGGAAGUGAACUCCGGGAAGAAAAAUGGCCUCCCGUCCUUGAUGAGAACAGGGUGUCGCUCUGCAGUCCCAUCGAUAACGAACAGGCCCAGCAUUUGGGGCGAGAGUCCGCCGAAGUUCAUCACCAAACCGGGCAGAGUGCUGGCUAAACUGGGACAGACGGGGAAGUUCACCGCCAAGACAACAGGUCGUCCUCAACCCCAGGUCACAUGGUACAAGGGGGAGGCAGAGCUUCUGUCAUGUGGGCGGGUCUGUAUGUAUGAGCGCUCUGGCCUUCACUUUCUGGAGAUUCAGGAAGUGGGAGUAGAGGAUGCAGGAAGUUACACGUGUUUACUAACCAACAGUGCCGGAACUGCAUCUGCUUCUGCCACGCUCAGUGUCCAAGAUGUUCCUGAAAACAGCUCCAGGUCGGCUCACUCGGCUGAGAACUCACAGUCAGGCAGCAGAGACCUGACGGAGGACACAGCGCCUCCCAGUGCUCCAAGUGCUCCCAGUUCUCCCAGUGCUCCUAGUGCUCUUAGUGCUCCCAGUGCUCCCAAUGCUCCCAGCUCUCAGACACAGCCGCUCACACCCAGAGAGAAACAUCAUCAGAGACCCCCGUCUCAUCCCGGAGGGAGGGUUAAACCUCCUGUGCAGGCCCCUCCUGUGGCUGAGAGGAGAACUGCACCUGCUCAGGUCCAGUCCCUUAUGGGUUCUGUUCCAGUUCAGACCGAUUCAGUCCAGAAGUCAGUGAUCGGCUCAGACAGCACGAGGGCUGAGAGGAAGUCAGCCACGGGGUCCAACCUGCGGUUCGAGGCCGUUCCUCUGGACCAGGAGGCCACAGAGGGAGCUCAGGUCACAUUCACCUGCCAAGUCUCCUCCGUCACUGUUGCCGCGGUAAUGUGGCUGAAGGAUGGGGCCCCGGUGAGGACUGGAGGGUGUCUGCAGCAGAGACAGGACGGGACCCGUCUCACUCUCACCAUGGAGAGAGUGAGACGGGUGGACCAGGGGACGUACAGGUGUCAGCUGAGCACUGCUGACGGACUCACUGUGACCUCUGCAACAUGGAUGCUCAGCGUGAACAGCUGCAGACCAUCGGUGGUCACAGAGGUCAGAGGAGUGUGUGCGGCUCCACGUUUCGUACGACGGCUCGCAGACAUGCAGGUGAUGGACGGCAGCAGAGUCACCAUGACUGUGGAGCUGACGGGUCACCCUCCUCCAGACGUGGUGUGGCUACAUGACGGGCAGGAGGUGACGGAGACGGAGGACUUCCACCUCCUCAGGGAGGAGAGCCGCUGCACCCUGCUGAUCCAGGAGGUGUUCCCCGAGGACAACGGGGGCUACAGCUGUCAGGCCUGGAACCAGUACGGGGAGGACGCCACCCACUGCCAGCUCACUGUGGAGGAGCCUCAGGACGGCGUUCAGCCCUGGUUCAUCACUAAACCCAAACCUGUAAGCGCCGCCGUGGGUCAGCACGUCCUCUUGUCAUGUGCCAUCGCCGGAGACCCGUUCCCCCAGUACACCUGGAGCAAGGUGGACCCCAGCCGAUCUCUGACCUCUGGAGGAGACUACGAGCUGCUGCAGAAGGAGGACGUGGUCUCUCUGCUGAUCAGGAGGGUGAAGAAACAGCACGCGGGAGAAUACCUGAUCACUCUGAGGAACUCGGUGGGGGAGUGCAGCGGCGUGGCCUGUCUGUCUGUCACUGAUGGAGAGACGGACCGGACGAGAGGAAGAGGAGGACGAGGGGGAGAGGACAGCAGCAGUGUUGGUGUCAGUCGGCAGGAGGCCAACCAGGAGCAGAAGGAGAGCCAGAAGCUCCUGCACCUGCAUCAGGAGGACAAGAAGAAGAAGGAGGAGGACCAGGACUCCCCAAGCGCCAGCACCGCUCCCCGAGGCCUCCUCAGACGCUGUGUGGACACCAGGGAGCGCGGUGAGGAGGAGCUGCGACAGAGGGAGGCGCAGCAGCUGGACUUUCGCUCCCUGCUGGGACGCCGAGCUUUCAACGCCAAAACCAACCAGGAAGAAGAGCAGAGGGAGGCCGGCCUCGUCGCCGCCGAGCACCACUUUCAUCAGAUGGAUUUUAAGGCCAACUUGAAGGGCGUCAAAGCCAAGACGGAGGAGAACAAGAACACCUCCUCCGGACAGGUUGACUUCCGCUCCGUGUUGGGGAAGAAGGGCGCCCCAGGCAACGGGAACAAACCUGCAGAUAGCCCUGGGAAGAACGCCGGAGACUUCCGUGCCGUCCUCUCCAACAAGAAGAAGCCAGGGAGUCCCGAGAAGAACGGCGAGGGCGGGAAGACGGAGAUUAACAACUGCGUGGAUGGAGGGAUUAACGAGAAGAAGAGCGGAGGAGGAGGGAAGGAGCCGGAGUUCGUGGAGAAGCUGAGUGAUGUGACGGUGCUGGACGGGCAGCGGCUCCGGCUGCAGUGCCGCCUCGCCGCUGCCACCACAGACGCCACCGUCACCUGGACGCUGGACGGGAAGGUCAUCAAGUCGUCCAAGUUCAUCGUCCUCGCAAACGAAGGUGGCCUGUGCUCUCUGACUAUCGGCAAAGCGCUCCCUGAGGAUGAAGGACAGUAUAAAUGCCGAGCAGAGACCUCGGCAGGGAAAGCUGAAUGCUCCUGUAUGGUUCUAGUCGACGACCCCACAGAAAACUCUCCGGCUGACAAGAAGUCGAAGAAGGCGACUCCGACCUCAGAGAGUGAAGCCAGAAUAAAGAAACCGACGACAAAGACUCCUCCAAAACAAGCUCUCCCUCCUCAGAUCCUUCAGUUUCCAGAGGACAUGAAGAUUUUAGCCGGAGAGAAGGUGGAGAUCCUCUGCAAGUUCUCUGGAGCUCCGCCCAUCAACUGCACCUGGCUCAAGUUCAGGAAACCAAUCCAGGAGGGCACAGCUGAUAUCUCCAUAGAGAGCAGUGACAGCAGCAGUCAGCUGACCAUCACCAGCGGUCAGCAGGAACACUGUGGCUGUUACACCAUCGAGCUGAGGAACAGCUACGGUCUCCGCCAGGCGGCGCUCAACCUCACCAUCGUCGAUAAACCCGACCCCCCGGCUAAGGUCCCUGCAACCUCAGAUGUCCGACGUGCGACUCUGACCCUGUCCUGGUACGGGCCGACGUACGACGGAGGCAGCGCCGUUCAGUCCUACAACGUGGAGAUCUGGGACUCUGUGGAGCCCACGUGGAAACAGCUGGUGUCCUGUAACAGCACCUCCUACAAUGUACAGAAUUUGCUCCCGGAGCGUCAGUAUAAGUUUCGUAUCCGGGCGGAGAACAUCUACGGCGUGGGCGAGCCGAGUGCCGAGUCUGAACCUGUGACCAUGGGACUGGUGGACGAUGAUGCUCUGGACGAGGCCGAGGAGGAAGACGAUGACUCCGAGAAAGAGCCGGACUACAGGGACGUGAGCAUCAGAUCAGACGUGAAGGUGAAGGAGCUCUACGACGUGGAGGAAAGGCUGGGAACGGGGAAGUUUGGUCAGGUGUUCAAACUGGUGGAGAAAGCGACGAAGAAGGUUUGGGCAGGGAAGUUCAUCAAGGCGUACUCGGCGAAGGAGAAGGAGAACGUGCGGCAGGAGAUCGGCAUCAUGAACAGCCUCCAUCACCCCAAACUGGUGCAGUGCAUCGACGCCUUCGAGGGCAAGUCGGACAUCGUCAUGGUGCUCGAGAUCAUCUCUGGCGGCGAGCUGUUUGAGCGGAUCAUCGACGAGGACUUUGAGCUGACAGAGAGAGAAGUGAUCAAAUACAUGCUGCAGAUCAUCGACGGCGUGGCCUUCAUCCACAAACAGGGCAUCGUCCACCUCGACCUCAAACCUGAAAACAUCAUGUGUGUCAACAAGAUGGGCAGCAAGAUCAAACUCAUCGACUUCGGACUCGCCAGACGACUCGAGAGCGCGGGCACUCUGAAGGUUUUGUUUGGGACUCCAGAGUUUGUGGCUCCUGAGGUGAUCAACUAUGAAGCCAUCAGUUAUCCUACAGACAUGUGGAGUAUAGGAGUCAUCUGCUACAUCCUGCUGAGCGGUCUUUCUCCGUUUAUGGGCGAUAACGACAACGAGACUCUGUCCAAUGUCACAUCAGCCACCUGGGACUUUGAGGACGAGGCGUUUGAUGAAAUCUCCGACACGGCCAAAGAUUUCAUCACCAACCUGCUGAAGAAAGACAUGAAGACUCGUCUCACCUGUGCUCAGUGUUUUGAACACACCUGGCUGAAGCAGGACACCAACACCAUGAAGACCAAGAAACUGUCCAAAGAAAGGAUGAAGAAGUACAUCCUGAGGAGGAAGUGGCAGAAAACGGGGCACGCUGUGCGAGCCAUCAGCAGACUGUCGUCCAUGGCCAUGAUGGCGGGAGUCAGUGCCAAGAAGGGCUCGCCCACCGAAGAGGAUAAUCAGUUCCUGGAGUGUUUGGAGUACGAGCAGAAGACGGAGUGUAAGCCGACGUUCAGCUCCGUCAUCAAGGACGUGGAGGUGGUGGAGGGCAGCGCCGCCCGUUUCGACUGUAAGAUCGAAGGUUACCCCGACCCUGAGGUGGUCUGGUACAAAGACGAACAGCCAAUCAAAGAGACCCGACACUUUCAGCUCGACUACGACGAGGACGGAAACUGCAGCCUUGUCAUUUCAGAGGUUUCAGGUGACGAUGACGCCAAGUACACAGUGAAGGCGGUGAACAGUCUUGGGGAGGCGACCUGCACCGCCGAGCUGCUGGUGGAGGUGAUGGCGGGAGAGGAGGAGGAGGAAGAGGAGGAAGAGGAGGAGGAGGAAGAGGAGGAGGAGGAGUAAAGUAGUGUGCACUCCCACAGGAGGAGGAGGAGGAGCCUGUCACACCUGAGCAUGAAAUACUGACCCCUUAUUAUCAGAUGUUGUUGUUCCAGGUGGAGCAGGUGGGCGGGGUUUGUGGUGAGCAUGUCAUGAACAUAUCACAUGAUUUAAAUCUCAAAACUUGUCUCAAA